Molecule: messenger RNA, 816 nt
Organism: Pterocles gutturalis (yellow-throated sandgrouse)
Lineage: Eukaryota; Metazoa; Chordata; Aves; Pterocliformes; Pteroclidae
Gene: SNF8
Product: SNF8, ESCRT-II complex subunit
Exons: 7
Coding region: 49-720 (223 amino acids)
Biological process (GO): protein transport to vacuole involved in ubiquitin-dependent protein catabolic process via the multivesicular body sorting pathway
Cellular component (GO): ESCRT II complex
Source: RefSeq, a predicted model, not a curated record
AAGUACAAGGAGCGAGGGACGGUUCUGGCCGAAGACCAGCUGGCCCAGAUGUCUAAGCAGCUGGACAUGUUUAAGACCAACUUAGAAGAGUUUGCCAGCAAACACAAGCAAGAGAUCCGUAAAAACCCCGAGUUCCGGGUCCAGUUCCAGGACAUGUGUGCAACCAUCGGAGUGGAUCCUUUGGCGUCUGGUAAAGGAUUCUGGUCAGAGAUGCUGGGAGUUGGAGACUUUUACUAUGAACUGGGUGUGCAGAUCAUUGAAGUCUGCCUGGCUCUGAAACACAGGAAUGGAGGUCUGAUAACACUGGAAGAACUUCAUCAGCAAGUGCUGAAGGGAAGGGGGAAGUUUGCUCAGGAUGUCAGCCAGGAUGAUCUCCUUCGUGCCAUCAAGAAACUGAAGGUCUUGGGGAGUGGCUUUGGGAUCAUCCCUGUUGGUGGAACGUAUCUGAUCCAGUCAGUACCAGCUGAGCUGAACAUGGAUCACACUGUCGUCUUGCAGCUAGCAGAGAAAAAAGCCUACGUAACAGUCAGUGAGAUCAAGUCCAGCCUGAAGUGGGAGACGGAACGUGCAAAGCAAGUGCUGGAACACUUGCUGAAGGAAGGAAUGGCCUGGCUGGAUACGCAGGCAGCAGGAGAACCUCAGUACUGGCUGCCUGCUCUCUUUACAGAGCUGUACUCUCAGGAAAUCACUCCAGAGGAAGCCAAGGAGGCAAUACCUUGACUGCUCUGUGCCUGUACAGAAUUCUUCUUGUGAGGUUAUUGGCAUAUCACCUGAAACACAGCGACAGUGGACUUGAAAUAAAAGUUUUGUAAAAAG